AUCCCUUAUAGUAGUAAAAAAUAAUAGAGGGAGUCAACACAGUUUGGGUAAAGAUUUGUUCUCAACUCGCCCAAAGUGUAAGCAUUUAGCAGCAUGUACAUGCCCGAUAAACCUCCUCAAGCAAUCGAGUUAUACAAAGAAGAAGUAGAAAGUGAUCCACAACAACAACAAACCCACAAAAUGAUUGUUGACCACCAACUUCCACCUGUCCAUCAUCAAGACACCACUACUACUACCAGUAGUGGUGGUGAGGAUAACAACAAUGCUAACCCCAAAACCCCUAAGAAACGUGCAGAGACAUGGGUACAAGAAGAGACUCGUGUCCUUAUUGGUCUUCGUAGAGAAAUUGACUCACUUUUCAAUACUUCCAAAUCCAAUAAGCAUUUGUGGGACCAGAUUUCGCUGAAGAUGAGAGAAAAAGGGUUUGAUAGAUCACCUACUAUGUGUACUGAUAAGUGGAGGAAUUUGUUGAAGGAAUUCAAGAAAGCUAAACAGAAUCAAGAAGAUAGAAAUGGGUCUGCUAAGAUGUCUUAUUAUAAGGAAAUUGAAGAGAUUUUGAGAGAUAGGACUAAUACUGGUGCUCCUGCUGGUUAUAAGAGUCCUCCGCCUCCUCCAAAAGUUGAUUCUUUUAUGCAUUUCUCUGAAAAGGGUCUUGAUGAUACCAGUAUCACAUUUGGACCCGUCGAAGAGAAUGGGAGGCCAACUCUUAAUUUAGAACGACGUUUGGAUCAUGAUGGCCAUCCUCUUGCCAUAACAGCAGCAGAUGCAGUCACCGCGAGUGGAGUUUCCCCUUGGAAUUGGAGAGAGACACCUGGAACAGGUGAGCCGAGUCAGUCAUAUGAGGGCCGAGUUAUCUCCGUCAAAUGGGGAGAUUACACGAAAAGAAUUGGUAUUGACGGCACUGCAGUUGCCAUCAAGGAAGCUAUUAAAUCUGCUUUUCGGUUAAGGACAAAACGUGCAUUUUGGUUGGAGGAUGAAGAUAAUAUUGUCAGAACACUUGACAGGGAUAUGCCAUUGGGAAACUACACCUUGCAUGUCGAUGAAGGCUUGACGAUAAAGAUCUGCAUGUAUGAUGACGCUGAUCACUUGCCUGUUCAUACAGAGGAUAAAACCUUCUACUCUGAGGAUGAUUUUAGUGACUUCUUAUCACGCAGACACUGGACAUGUUUAAGAGAGUAUAAUGGGUUUCGGAAUGUUGAUAGCAUGGAUGAGCUUUGCCCUGGUGCCGUCUAUCGUGGUGUCAACUAAGGCCUUCUCCAUCAUUGUGACCUUUUGCUCAAAGCUCCUUUGGGUAAUUUAAAUUGUAUAGAUGGUACCGGCUUUACCUAAUAGUAGCAAAUGGGAGCUAGAUUAAGUAGGGAAGGGCACCAGUGUACAAACUAGUUGCAUCUUAGCUUUUGAUUGUAUGUAAAUCUUUCCAAAUUUGAUGUACUUCCAGAUCCUGAAACCAUUUCUCUGCUGGGGCUAUGUGUGUUAUAUAGCUUUCCUAGUAGUAUGUGAAGAGAUAAGACAAAAUUGACAUGCCUUAGUAAUC
This is a messenger RNA of Lycium ferocissimum, 1534 nucleotides long. Its product is annotated as trihelix transcription factor GT-4-like. The record is from RefSeq and is a predicted model, not a curated record. The transcript has 5 exons. The coding region runs from base 94 to 1248 and encodes 384 amino acids. NCBI's taxonomy places the organism in Eukaryota, Viridiplantae, Streptophyta, Magnoliopsida, Solanales, Solanaceae.